Molecule: messenger RNA, 1650 nt
Organism: Kalmanozyma brasiliensis GHG001
Lineage: Eukaryota; Fungi; Basidiomycota; Ustilaginomycetes; Ustilaginales
Product: Membrane bound O-acyl transferase, MBOAT
Exons: 1
Coding region: 1-1650 (549 amino acids)
Biological process (GO): lipid modification; glycerophospholipid biosynthetic process
Cellular component (GO): membrane; endoplasmic reticulum
Molecular function (GO): 1-acylglycerol-3-phosphate O-acyltransferase activity; 1-acylglycerophosphocholine O-acyltransferase activity
Source: RefSeq, a predicted model, not a curated record
AUGCUGGAAUCCGUCUUCCAGCCCAUCGCCGAUGCGGCCGGUGCACCCAUCGACUACAUCAAGCUUUUCAUCUCUUUGCUCUCGGCCUUCCCUCUGGCAGCUGUCUUUCCAUACCUGCCAUCGCCCGCAGCAAAGCAUCUCUACAGCUUGGUUAUCUCGUUCAUCUUCUUCGUGCCCAUCCUCAAUCUCUAUGGCGGCUUUCUACAGCUCCUUGGCUCGGCGCUGCUGACCUACUUCAUCUGCAUGUUCAAGGUCGGCGGCCAAAACAUGGGCUGGCUCGUGUUUGCACUGCAGAUGGGCCACUUGACCUACAAUCAUGGUGUUCGCAAGUUUGGAGGCAUCCCUCUGUCGACGCUCGAGAUCACGGCGAUGCAGAUGGUCGCUGUGAUGAACCUCACCACGUUCGCUUGGGACUGUUACGAUGGUCAGAUCCGCACAGAGGCCGAGUGCGAUGACUCGCAGAAGAAGAGCCGUAUCACCAAGAUGCCGUCCAUCCUCGAGUUCCUGGGCUACGUGUUCUACUUUCCUGGUGUCUUGAUCGGCCCUUCCACCCGCUUCUGCGAUUACCGAGCCUGGAGCACCGGCGAGCUGUUCGCAUCACCCAAGGGCAAAGAGAAAGCUACCGGCCGCACUGGUCCAGCUUCUCUCCCCAACGGCCGCCUCUUCGCCUCUUUCCGUGAGCUCUUCGCCGGCAUCGGCUUUAUGGCCAUCUACUCGGUCUUUGCGCCCGCCUAUUCCUACGAGAAGCUCAUCGGUCUCCACGGCGGUCUGCACCACCUUCGCUGGUACCAAAAACUCGUCUGGAUCCAAGUGGCCGGCUUCAUGGCGCGCACUAAGUACUACGGAAUCUGGUCGCUCACCGAUGGCGCGUGUAUCCUCUCCGGUCUCGGCUACAACGGCGUCGACCCCACCAGCGGCAAGACGCGCUGGAAUCGAUGCCGCAAUGUCGAUAUCCCCAAGAUCGAGUUUGCCAACAACUGGAAGGAGCUGCUCGACGCGUGGAACAUGAACACCAACGUGUGGCUGCGAAACAACGUCUACAAGCGCAUCGCUCGCCCUGGCAAGAAGCCCGGGUUCAAAUCGACCAUGACCACCUUCUUCACCUCUGCGUUCUGGCACGGGUUGGAACCGGGUUACUACCUCAGCUUCGUCCUGGCCGGGUUCAUGCAGUCGGCAGCAAAGACGCUGAGGAAGCAUCUACGACCUGUCUUCUUCUCUCAGCCCAACGUGGCCAACCCGACCUUCGCCAAUGUACACACCUUCUCGGUGCCGCAGCUGGCGUACUGCACGGCAUCCGUGUUGGCCUCGCAGGCGACGCUCAACUACGCCGUUGCGCCGUUCAUGCUGCUUGAGCUGCGCGCGUCGAUUGCCGGCUGGAAGGCCGUCUACUUCUACGGCCAUAUCUUGACGUUUGUCACUAUCCUCGCUUUCCAGAAUGGACUGGGUCGGGCGCUGGACAAGAAGAGCGGACGGGCGAAGCUCAGCAAGCGCGGCGAGUCGGAGAAGCCAAAGGCGUUUGCGAGCGGGUUCACGACCGAUGCGGACAGCGAUGCCGAGGGCUUGCGCAACCGCACGAGGAACGGUGCAAAGAAGCUGCUCGACGAGCAGGCCGAGGACGUGACGGCGUUGGCGCCCGAGCCAAUCUCGUAA